UUAAUAUCUGGACUAGUAUACCUACAGCUAGAGAAAAGAAAACAACAACUGGCUUUCUUUUUAUCUAUGCCUUGCACUUUCAACAUUUAUAUAUCCCCCUUGUUUACGAAGAAAAUAGCACACCUAACAAGGGAAAUAACUUAAAGCAGUAUGUAAAUACCGUAUCAGCUCCUAUCAAAACUAUUACCAUAACUGUAAUGCGAUUUCUAAUGUGUGUCGGAACCCAAGCGGAACAGGCUAAAGUGGCAUCACUAUCCGACUGUGUCCAGGCGAGAGCAAGAGACCGAUAAAGGUUUAGCAAAACACAAGCUAAAUGCCGAUGCUUGUUGUAUCUGAGAGCUCCAUCCUCCCGCGCUUCUUACCGACAUUUCACUGAUCGUUCAUCGGCAAAUUCGACGGCGGACUCUACGCUGUUAUCUACGCUGUACGGUUGGUCGCUGUUUGGGGAAGUCGCCCGAGGUAGCGAGAGUGGAGUGAAAGUCACAGAGGCCAAAAGCGCGGGAAUUACCUUUUCGGAUAUUCGUUGACUGGUUCUGGAACCUUCUCAAGGCGUGAGGACUGUUGAUGUGGUUCAAUUAUCGCUGACUGAUGUGUAAUUGCGUGAUGUCGCUUCUCAAGAUGAACAGUCUGUGCUUGCUUCUCGUUGCCUUGGUAGCGGCAAAUACAGUCAAUGCCGCUGGUGUUUGCGAAGCUUUUCAGGGAAGUUGUAGUGAGUGUAUCCGUGGAGGUCCAGAAUGCGCCUGGUGUGAGGACAAGGACUACUUCGUCAGACAGCAACCCGCUGACCGUUGUGACAGUGUGCUCAAUCACCAGAAGAACAAAUGUCAGAAACUGACGAACCCAAAGUCAGGAACAGACUCUAAACAGAAUAAAAAGCUUGACGACUCAACAAACGUCACACCUCGCAACCUGACUCUCCAUCUAAGAAAAGGCCAGCCCGCGCGGUUUAACGUGAGCAUGCGCACUCCCGAGAACUUCCCAGUGGAUUUGUACUACCUGAUGGACAUCUCCGGCUCCAUGUUCCAAGAUAUGCAACAGAUUACGAGCCUAGGCAAGAGGAUAGCCACCGAGAUGAAUAAGAUCACGACUCGAUUUCGUCUUGGAUUCGGGACGUUUGUGGACAAACCUGUGGCCCCAUUUAUAGACACGCAACCGGAACUCUUAGCGCACCCUCGCCUGACUGAUACUGGCAUCGACCUUGACUCCAUACCAGCCUUCGGCUUCAGAAACAACCUACCACUAGACCAAGAGACCUCCAAAUUUGAGGCAAAAGUCGCAGCGCAAAACAUCUCCGGCAAUGUUGAUAAUCCCGAGGGGGGGAUGGAUGCACUUCUGCAAAUUGCCGUUUGUCACAAGGACAUUGGUUGGGUGAAGAAAGAGGAAGCACGACGACUUGUUGUCUUGACGACAGAUGCGAAUUAUCAUUUUGCUGGCGAUGGCUUGCUUGGCGGCAUCGUGACGCCUAACGACGGCAAAUGCCAUUUGUCUGCUGAAGGAGAGUACGAGGCAUCCACACUACAGGACUACCCGUCUCUUGGCCAACUACGAGAGAUCCUCAUAGAAAACCAAGUGGUGCCUAUCUUUGCCAUAACACAAAACCAAAAGGCGAUCUAUGAUGUGUUACAGAACUUUUUCGGUGACCAAAGUUUUGCCGUUGCUGCCGAGCUUGAGGCUGAUGGCUCUAACGUUGUAACACUGAUCAGGGAAGCUUACGAGAAAAUUGCCAAAACUCAAACCGUCUCAGAUAACACCACUACUGGGGUGACAAUAACGUACAAGGCAAUCUGCCCAGAUGGUACCUUUGAGAACAAGCAAGUUUGUAAUAACGUCAAGAUUGGAGAAGAGGUGACCUUUGAAGUAUCUGUGACGGCUCUUGAGUGUUCGGACAAGAUGCCGGACAGGGUCCAUCUCCGGACAGUGUUUGGCGAAGUUGCCUUGAACCUGAAGUACAUCUGUGAAUGCAAGUGUCAGGAACUUGAGCAACACGAAGAGAAAAGUUCGUAUUGCUCGAGGAACGGUACUCUCAUCUGCGGCGAAUGUGAAUGUGAUCCUGAAUGGACUGGACGUCGAUGCGACUGCGAAAAAGGUACCGCUGAUGAUCCAUCAAAGUGUCCCAAGAAUAAUGCCACUGGUCAAGUAUGCAGCGGGCGUGGAAAAUGCUAUUGUGCCGAGUGUAUAUGUGACGAAAGCAAGGUUCCCGGGGAGGAGUUCUAUGGGGACCAUUGUCAGUGCAGUAACAUGGACUGCCCGCGUAAUGACGAAGGGCUCUUGUGUGGAGGGCCAGAACAGGGCAAGUGUGACUGCGGUAAAUGUAGUUGCUAUGGCAACUGGACAGGUCCAGCUUGCAGCUGCACGACAGAGACGGCCUCGUGUUUCGAAGAUGGGGCCAUGUGUAGCGGUCGCGGCGAGUGCGAAUGUGGGAAGUGUGUCUGUAACGCUUCAUUGCCGUACAUCGGGGUCUACUGCAGCGACUGUCCGACUUGCUCUGGCCAGUGUAACGCCAACAAGGCUUGUGUCCAGUGCAAAGUGUUUGGUACCGGGCCCCUGCAGAACGAGUGCCAGGAAAAGUGUAGCGAUGACGUCAUUAAAGUUAACAUUGUGGAUAAAAUCACAGAAGAAAUGGGUGAGCGGUGCUCAUUUCAGGAUGAUGACGACUGCACUUUUACCUUCGCGUAUCAGCCUACGGAUGAUUAUCGACUAGAGGUCUUUGUAGAGAAAGAACGAGCGUGUCCGGAGCAAGUCGCUGCUUUAGUUGUCAUUCUAGGAGUGAUAUUUGGAAUACUCGCGAUAGGCCUUGCGCUGUUGCUCAUCUGGAGGCUCCUCGCUACUAUACAGGAUCGGAGGGAGUUUGCCAAGUUUGAAAAGGAGAGGUCACAAGCCAAGUGGGAUACGGGAGAGAAUCCUAUAUUUAUUAAUGCGACAACAACGUUCCAGAACCCGACCUACAAGAAAGCUUGAACCUUGUAUAACACCCUUUAGGACCCAGGGCAUCCCAGAUAUCGGAUACCCGAGGAUGGCUUCUGUAUCGCUUUAUGAUUGGGCCCAGCGCAUCCCGGAUAUCGGAUACCCGAGGAUGGCUUCUGUAUCGCUUUAUGAUUGGACCCAGGGCAUCCCAGAUAUCGGAUAACCGAGGAUGGCUUCUGUAUCGAUUUAUGAUUGGCCCCAGGGCAUCCCAGAUAUCGGAUACCCGAGGAUGGCUUCUGUAUCGCUUUAUGAUUGGACCCAGCGCAUCCCGGAUAUCGGAUACCCGAGGAUGGCUUCUGUAUCGCUUUAUGAUUGGACCCAGGGCAUCCCGGAUACCUGGAUACCCGACGAUGGCUGCUGUAUCGGUUUUUGAUGGAUGGACGUAUUCGUUGCUUCGCACGAAGUGGGGGACGGAAUACGGACAGCGUUGGGUGAUAGUUUUGAACCGAAUGGACAGGGUUUUGAGCGGAAAAUAAUAUUAAUGUUGAAGGAGCGAUCAGAUCCCCUUGAAAAGCAAUCAAGAAUGUCUUAGUGUAGAUAAGAGGGUGAUAUGCAAGAGAGGGGUCGUGGGAACAGAGUUGCUAAAGCGGUCAUAGCACCAGUUUACUUCUUGAGGGCCAACGGAAACCUCAACCGACAAGAGACAAAAUAAUCUAUUAGAAUCCGCGCCUUUUAACAGGCCAUCCGCUCUAAAUUAUCAGUCACAUCCUCAAAGAAACCUCCAAUAGACACACUGCUUUUACAGUUUUGAAAUAAGGAAGUAAACUGGUGACAUUGAUGCUCCAAUCCCGUUACGAAAGGGCGACGGACACAGCAAAGGAGUCGCACGAUGGUAGGCAUAAGGGCAUAAGAAUAGAUAAGACUUACGGAACGGAGUCAGUAUCGUCGUAAUGGCAUACAUGAUCGUUGACAUAAGGGCAUAAGCAUUAAUGAGACAUGCGGUAAGGAAACUUAUCGUCGUAAUGGCAUAAACAUUAUUAGCGUUAACAUAAGGGCAAAA
Nematostella vectensis (starlet sea anemone) is the source of this 3964-nucleotide messenger RNA. Its product is annotated as integrin beta-1. The transcript is spliced from 30 exons. Gene Ontology annotation, cellular component: cell surface; integrin complex; focal adhesion. Gene Ontology annotation, biological process: cell migration; cell adhesion mediated by integrin; integrin-mediated signaling pathway. Lineage: Eukaryota; Metazoa; Cnidaria; Anthozoa; Actiniaria; Edwardsiidae. The coding region runs from base 589 to 2958 and encodes 789 amino acids. The record is from RefSeq and is a predicted model, not a curated record. Gene Ontology annotation, molecular function: integrin binding.